This is a messenger RNA of Carcharodon carcharias (great white shark), 1788 nucleotides long. RefSeq names its product steroid-5-alpha-reductase, alpha polypeptide 1 (3-oxo-5 alpha-steroid delta 4-dehydrogenase alpha 1) (gene srd5a1). Gene Ontology annotation, molecular function: 3-oxo-5-alpha-steroid 4-dehydrogenase activity. Gene Ontology annotation, biological process: steroid biosynthetic process. Gene Ontology annotation, cellular component: membrane. The transcript is spliced from 5 exons. The record is from RefSeq and is a predicted model, not a curated record. NCBI's taxonomy places the organism in Eukaryota, Metazoa, Chordata, Chondrichthyes, Lamniformes, Lamnidae. The coding region runs from base 156 to 959 and encodes 267 amino acids.
UAACAAGGUCAGCCACAAACUCCUCCUCCCCUUCCGAGUCUUGAAAAGCUAGAUUUGAGGUCGCUUUUGCUUCGGAAAUGUACUUGGUUGGACUUCACCGUAUUUCAUAUUGAAAUUUCUGGGUUGAUAAAAGCAAUUGGCAUUAAGUCCUCAAUAUGUUCCCACAGUCGUUCUUCCGGUUUCUUUUGGGUUUGGAUAAUGAAAACGAGUUGCUAAUGGAAUCGUUGUCCUGGCUCAUGAUCCUCAUGGGAGGCUGUUCAUUCGUGGUUUUGCGGUCUGUUGAUUUGCCAUAUGGAAGAUAUGCUUCCAAUAAGUGGAGGAUUCAAGUCAAUGUGAAGGCUGCUUGGUUUAUCCAGGAGAUCCCGUCCCUGGUAUUGCCAAUUUAUCUGAUGUUUUUCAGCGCUGACAUUAAACCUUUGCAGCUUCCCAACCAGCUCCUCCUGGGGAUGUUCAUCUGUCACUACACCCAAAGGUCACUGAUAUUCCCUUUUUUAAUUAGAGGAGGAAAAGCGACACCUUUCAUUUCUUUUGUAUUAGCUUUCAUAUUUUGCCUAUAUAAUGGAUAUCUGCAGGCUAGAUUCCUAAGCAAGUACGCUGUCUACCCCUCAGACUGGAUAACUGAUCAACGCUUCCUCACAGGCUUUGUACUCUGGUUUCUUGGAUUGUCAGUAAACCUGCAUUCUGACCAUAUCCUCAGAAAACUACGAAAACCUGGUGAAACAGGAUAUAAGAUCCCCCACGGAGGAAUGUUUGAAUAUGUGUCUGGUGCUAACUUCCUUGGAGAAAUUGUAGAAUGGAUUGGGUUUGCCAUAGCUUGCUGGUCACUGCCAAGUGCAGCAUUCGCUGUAUUUGGAUUUUUCAUUCUUGCUUCUCGGGCUGCACAACAUCAUCGAUGGUAUCUGGAAAAGUUUGAAGAUUAUCCAAAGUCAAGAAAGGCCUUAAUACCUUUCUUAUAUUGAAAUGUCAAAUACUUACAUAUGGCUAGAUUUUCCACCGGAUAGAUAAUAAAUACAUUGAGAAGUCGGUAUACUUAUCUCUGAGACAGGAUCUACAAGUUAGAGCCUUCCCAAUCUAACAUAAGAACCCAUUUAACUUUGUGAUAUGUUUUAAUUGCUUCUGAAUAACCCUUCUAACUCUGACAGUUAACUUCUAUAAGCAUGGAGCCUCAUUCCUUCAGAUUUUAGUCAUUUCGGGAAUUUUUUGACAUAUAAAUAGAAAAUGUUUUUGUGCUCUUUCUUUCAGAUCCCUUUUAUAUCUUUCUUAAUACAAUCCUCCUUUUCCCCCUCAUUAUUUCAAUUCCUGUAUCUGCCUUGGCAUUGAAUUUGAUAUUCUAACUGGCAUUUCCUGGUUCAGGCUCUCCGCUGCUCAUUAAUGAUUCUUCAUUCAGAUUAAGGAAUUACGCAGUUACUUGCUCUGUUCUCACAGAUCCCAGGUUCUCCAUAGACCGAGCUACAUUUUAUGGUUCUCUAAUUUAUAGUAAAUUCCAGUGCAAAAUUCCAUAAAAAUUCUAUGAGCAAAUGUAAUUAAUGUAUUUUUUCACUACUGAGAUCAAAAUCCAGGCCACUGAAAUUCUUGAAAUGGACUGUAACAACUAACUUGCCUCCUUUGCUUAUUAAAUGCUGCUCUCUAAUAUAACUGACAGUGCAAUGCAAGAUAAGAAUCAAUAAGAUGAAACUGGGCCAUGUUAGAUGAAGAUGGAACCCAUAGAAAAAAAUUUUGUGAGCUGAAUAGUAAAACAGAAAGGCUGUUGAAAUUACCUGGAAAAACUCAGCAGGUCUGGCAGCAUCA